This is a messenger RNA of Gossypium raimondii (Peruvian cotton), 1917 nucleotides long. RefSeq lists its product as uncharacterized. The record is from RefSeq and is a predicted model, not a curated record. NCBI's taxonomy places the organism in Eukaryota, Viridiplantae, Streptophyta, Magnoliopsida, Malvales, Malvaceae. Bases 589 to 1713 code for a protein of 374 amino acids. The transcript has 5 exons.
UUUCUUUUUCAAGUUUUUCACUUCCCUUUCUUUUUCUUUGGGUUGGAAAAAAUAUAUAUCAUUUUUCAUCUUUUAAGUUAAGCAAAACCAAACCAAUUUCUCUCUCUACGAACCCAUCAACUAACAAGUUGCUAAUCUAAGCUCUCCAUACUCUCUAGUAGUCUCUCACUUCAGUUGCCAACUCAUAUACUUAAAAACAGCUAGCCUGCAAAAUCCCUCUCUUCCUCUCCAUUUGAAUCUCUCUAAUCUAACGCAUCUUGCAGAAUCUAAUCCCGUUAGAAGCUAAAACAGAGAGAAGCUGAAUGAUUUUACACAAAUCUAGCUAGGCAGGACAGAAGCUUUAUCCUCAAAAUCUCAUCUUUUUUACCUUGCGUUCUCCCCACCACUGCUUCAGCUUCGGCACCACAAAUAAAGACACCCCAUUAAAAUCCACCUUACUGUUACCAGUGUUUUUCCUUCAGUGUUUCCUUACCUAAACAGUAGUACUGAAAGACCCCACUUUUUUUCCUCCCCUUUUCUGUCAUGCACUCAAGCUUGUUCCUUUUUCAAUGAGUUGGAGUUGUCUUAGCUCAUCUUCUUGGGGGGUGAAUGGGGUGUAUGUUAUCUCAGUUGGCUGCAAAGUUUGCUUUCUUUCCACCAUCUCCACCAACGUAUCAGGUUAAGAAGGGUGACAAUGGGAAACUCACGGUGGUUUCAUCUUCUUCGAUGCCUGCUCCUGUUGCCGAUGAUCCUUCUUUGGAUGUGCUUUUGAUUGACACCAAACGUGGGAACAAGAUUGUUGCUUUUUAUUUGAAAAACCCAUAUGCACGCCUUACUGUGCUAUAUUCUCAUGGCAAUGCUGCUGACCUUGGCCAACUCUAUGACCUCUUUGUCCAGCUCAAGGUCAACCUCAGAGUCAAUCUUAUGGGGUAUGACUAUUCUGGCUAUGGAGCAUCUACUGGGAAGCCAAGUGAAUCCAACACUUAUGCUGAUAUAGAGGCAGUGUAUCAGUGUCUUCAGACUGAGUAUGGAAUAAGUCAGGAAGAUUUGAUUUUAUAUGGACAGUCGGUUGGAAGUGGGCCAACGUUACAUUUGGCAGCUAAACUUCCGAGGCUAAGAGGUGUCGUUUUGCAUAGCGGCAUUCUUUCUGGCCUUCGUGUACUCUGCCAUGUUAAGUUUAAUUUCUGCUUUGACAUUUAUCAGAACAUCAAAAAGAUUCAGAAGGUGAAGUGCCCCGUGCUUGUAAUACACGGCACGGAAGAUGAUGUUGUCAAUUGGCUGCAUGGAAAUGGACUGUGGAAAAUGGCAAGGGAACCGUACGAGCCUCUGUGGAUCAAAGGAGGUGGUCACUGCAACUUGGAGCUAUACCCUGAUUACAUACUCCAUCUUUGCAAGUUCAUUUAUGAAAUGGAGAACACGACAACAGCGAUUCGGCUUAAAAGGAUUCGUGAAAGUCUCGGUCUACCAACAAGGUCAAAUACCAACUCUUCAGCUCAGGUUGAUAGGUGCUGUAAGAUUAAAAUAUGCCAACCUAAAUGCCUCAAAUGUCCAAAACCAAGGUGCGGUAAAUGUUUCUGGUGGCCGAAAAGCCUUUGUUGUUGGAAGCCCUGCAACUGUUGCUGGAAGCCGGAAUGCCGGCUGAGUUGCUGCUGCUGCUGCUUCUGCUUCAAAUGCUCAGAAUGGAGAUGUUGUGUGGGUAUACAUAAAGGGAUAAAUGGUAAACAAGAGGGCUAAUGGUGAUAUUGUGCUCUGUAUAGAUUUGCUCAACUUGCUAACAUCCCCCCUCUAAUCAUUGGCAGUAGUACACAAAACAAAGAGGAACUACCUUUUCUGAUCAUUUUUAGGGGAAAAAAUUUGAUUGAAUAUUUUCAUCAUAUUGGGGAUUCUUGAAGUUGUGAUUUUAGUUUGGUGGUUCAAAUAAUAUAAUCUCUUUUUCUA